Molecule: messenger RNA, 935 nt
Organism: Somion occarium
Lineage: Eukaryota; Fungi; Basidiomycota; Agaricomycetes; Polyporales; Cerrenaceae
Source: the annotation of a GenBank genome assembly
GACCGUUGUUUUUAGCUUUUCGACAGUCCUACAUUCUGGCAGUCGGCUGAACAGAAGCAUCCUGCUGUUGACCGCUGGCUGCUUCCUCCCCUCAUGGUCAAGCUCGCAUGGGAAUCUGGCCAACUACCUAAUAGUAUCUAUGCGACACUGGACUUUGUAGAACCAGACCAUAUUGCAGCUGGUGGCUUCGGUGAAGUCUUUAUUGGAAUGCUCCAAGGACGGCGGGUGGCAGUCAAACGUCUCUGAAUAUAUCAGACAACGUCAGAAGAAGAACGAGGUCGACUUACAUGGGACCUCUCGAGGGAAGCCCUUGUGCUUCGCAAUCUACAUCACUCUAGUGUUUUGGAAUUUCUUGGAAUUGAUCUCAGCUUUCCUGUACGACCUGGCCUGGUUACACCUUGGAUGAAGCAUGGGUCCAUUAUGGGCUACAUGGGAAUAUUAGAUCUGCCAAUUCACCAGAAGAACAAAUGGCUGUAUGAAAUUUCACAGGGAAUGCAAUACCUUCAUGAGUCAAGUAUUGUUCAUGGAGAUCUCAAGGCUACCAAUAUUCUUGUAGCAGACAAUGGCCAGCUCAAGAUAUCAGAUUUUGGUUUGGCUGUCUUUGAAGGCAACUGGAGCAGAAAUUUUGGUUCUCAGUGUGGUGAAAAUGUGCGCUGGAUGGCACCAGAAAUUUUGUCAUUUCAUGCAGGACAACAUCAGUGGCCUACCUAUGCAAGUGAUGUUUAUUCAUUUGCAAUGGUAUGCAUAGAGAUUUAUACAAGAAAGAUUCCAUUUCAAGAUAUCAAAUGGAAUCAGGGUGAAACUCUUGAAAUGUUGAUCAUUGGUGGCAAAAGACCCAGCAUACCUGCAUCUAUGUCAGAAGAACUUUCCUCUCAUUUGGUCACUUGGUGGCAUGGGUCACCAGAAUAAAGACCAUCAAUGCAAUAUGUUAUGGA